Messenger RNA from Copidosoma floridanum, 483 nucleotides. RefSeq names its product protein lethal(2)essential for life-like. The record is from RefSeq and is a predicted model, not a curated record. Lineage: Eukaryota; Metazoa; Arthropoda; Insecta; Hymenoptera; Encyrtidae.
AUGAUAACAGAGGCUCUAGUAGCGCAGCGCGACCUUGGGCCUAGUAGGGCACGUCGAGCUGGAUCGAGCAUAGGCAUAGGGUUGGGUAAGAGUCUUCCAGAACUUAUGAGCAACGAUAGCAGGGACUCUCAUACUGGAUCUCUCGCAAGUAAUUUUCAGCUCCUUCAAUUGGAAAGGGAAGAUUUUCAUAAAACGGUAGACUGCGCAGGAUUUGCUCUAAAUGAAAUUAAGGUGUUCGUGGAAGACGGAUUAAUUGAAGUUAAGGCCAUUCACGACGAAGUGCAAGAUGAGCACGGUAAUGUCUAUAAAAAUUUGCCGGAGACGUUUCCCGUCUCUGAAACCUACAACUUUAAUGGUGCUAAGAUAACCUUAAGCUUGGAUGGUGCAUUAACUGUGUAUAUUCCUUGUAAGAAUAAGCCAUUCGUUGAUACAAACUAUACUACCAACAACCCAUCCAACAAUGAACCGACUGAAGAAAACUAA